UCUUUCGUGUUGCACUGUUAGCGAGCAGCUAGCUAGCUCACCCUGUGUGUUUUCUGGUCUUAAAAUAUGGCACCGACGAAGAAGGUGAAGAAGGUGGUGAACCAGGAGGAGCUGCGGCGCCUGAUGCGGCAGAAACAGAGACAGACGACGGAUAAGAAGCGCGUCGAGUCCCCGUUCGCGAAGUACAACAGCCUGGAGCACCUGAGCUGCGUGCUGUGCGGGGUGCAGGUGAAGUCCGACCUGCUGUGGCCGGCUCACGUCCUCGGGAAGCAGCACAAAGAGAAGGUGGCGGAGCUGAAGGUGGCGAAGAGUCAACCCAUGCCUCCACCGAGCCAGCCGCUGAAGAGGAGGGCGCCGGACAGCGGGGACGGCAAAGGGAAGAAGGCGAAAGCAGCAGCGGCGGCCGCGGGGCAGUCUGAGUCCGGGCUGCCGGGGGAUUUCUUCGAGCGACCCGGAGAGAAGGCAGCUGGUUCUGCUCCUAAAUCUGCAGGGUUGAGUCUCCUGGCUGGAGUAUAUGGAGAUGAUGAUGAUGAUGAUGAAGCGGAUGCUGGAGAGGGAAGUCAAGCAGGAACCUCAAAGCCUGCUGCCCCGAAGGCUGAAGCUGCAGGGCUGCCAUCGGACUUCUUUGACAGCUCCAUCCCGUCCACACCCUCCGUCUCCCAUUCCGGAUCCAUCCACAAAGCAGAAGUGACGGAGAAGAGCCAGAACAAGAAAGAGGCCAACAAGAUGGAGAUGGCCGAGGCGCUGCCGGAGGGCUUCUUCGACGACCCGGUGCGAGAUGCGAAAGUGCGCAAGGUGGAUGCUCCCCAGGAUCAGAUGGACAAGGAGUGGGACGAGUUCCAGAAGGAGAUCAGACAGGUGAACACCAAGUCCGAUGCCAUCGUGGCUGAGGACGACGAGGAGGGACGUCUGGAGCGACAGAUCGACGAAAUCGAUGAACAGAUUCAGUGUUACAAGAGGGUUGAGCUGCUGAGGGACAAGCGCGAUGUGGUGAAAAAACAACCUCUGUCCAGGAGUGAUGAACAAAUGGAGACCGAGGACAUGAUUGAGGAUGAAGAGGGGGACGAAGAGGAGCUGCUGGGCCUUCUGUCCGGGGACUGGAGGGCUAAGGGGGCACUGGCAUAAAGUUCUGUUAAACAUUUUGUCCAAAAUGUUUUCAAAGUGUUUGAGAUAUUUUUUUGUACAUGCUCUAAAUCUGUAAAUAUGUUUGUUAAUGGAAA
Limanda limanda (common dab) is the source of this 1220-nucleotide messenger RNA. It is a transcript of the gene znf830, whose product is annotated as zinc finger protein 830. Gene Ontology annotation, cellular component: spliceosomal complex; nucleus. Lineage: Eukaryota; Metazoa; Chordata; Actinopteri; Pleuronectiformes; Pleuronectidae. Bases 67 to 1125 code for a protein of 352 amino acids. Gene Ontology annotation, biological process: mitotic DNA replication checkpoint signaling; nuclear DNA replication; mitotic DNA damage checkpoint signaling. The record is from RefSeq and is a predicted model, not a curated record. The transcript has a single exon. Gene Ontology annotation, molecular function: nucleic acid binding; zinc ion binding.